Molecule: messenger RNA, 1590 nt
Organism: Salvelinus namaycush (lake trout)
Lineage: Eukaryota; Metazoa; Chordata; Actinopteri; Salmoniformes; Salmonidae
Product: zinc finger protein ZIC 4-like
Exons: 2
Coding region: 1-1590 (529 amino acids)
Biological process (GO): central nervous system development; regulation of transcription by RNA polymerase II
Cellular component (GO): nucleus
Molecular function (GO): DNA-binding transcription factor activity, RNA polymerase II-specific; RNA polymerase II cis-regulatory region sequence-specific DNA binding
Source: RefSeq, a predicted model, not a curated record
AUGACAAGCCUGUCGAGGUUUAGUGGCUGUCCUCUUUCUUGCGUCAACCCCGGGGAGAGCAAUACUGAACCCAGCGUGGUGCUGCCACCUUUGGCAGGGGAGCACAUGGGGCACCCCACUGGCAGUUCCUUAAAACUCUGCCCCUCGCACAAUUUGCGAGACUACCCUGAGACGAGGUCCAGUGCAUAUGUUGACCAUUCGGUUCCCCAUUUUGGAGACUCUGGAUACUCCAGCCACCGUUUAGAGCACAGCCCUAGGGGUAUUGUCAUUGGAGCCAAUCUUUCUGGAACCGGAAUGCCACCCGUCACUGAUCAACUGGUAUCAAGAAGUAACCAACAUGGCGGGAUUGGAAGGUACCGUGACCUGCCUAGCUAUAGAGAUAGCAGAAGCCAUGCUUUUUUCACCGCAUAUCACGAGCAGGCCCAUGGUUCCUCCGACGCGACCCGAGAUCUCUCCGGUCAAGUGAUGUUGGGUCUACCUGGGGACCUCCUCACCCGGACGCACCCUUACGGUCAGAGCAUCAACGGCCCCAGGGGAAACAGCCAACAACUCGUUUCUCAGUUCCUGGGUCUCUACAAACCGCUGAACAUGGCAAUUCAGCGUGGAGGAGGUGACGCUUUCCUCAGGUGCUCCAGACAGAACCUGAAGCACGAACUGGUGUGUAAGUGGACUGACAGCCAAGAGGGGUCUGGGAAGCAGUACUGCGCCAGAACCUUCGGGACUAUGUAUGAACUUGUCACCCAUGUGACAGUGGAACAUGUCGGAGGACCAGAGCACUCUGAAUACGUGUGUUACUGGGAGAAUUGUCCGAGGGACAGAAAGCCUUUCAAAGCCAAGUACAAGCUGGUGAACCACGUCAGAGUCCACACAGGGGAAAAGCCAUUUCCCUGCCCUUUCCACGGUUGUGAAAAAGUUUUUGCAAGAUCAGAGAACCUCAAGAUUCACAAGAGGACACACACAGGUGAAAAACCUUUUAAAUGUGAGUUCGAGGGCUGCAAUCGGAGGUUUGCUAACAGCAGCGACAGAAAGAAGCACUCUCACGUGCACUCCAGUGAUAAACCCUACAUGUGCAAGGUCAGAGGGUGUGAGAAGUGUUACACCCACCCAAGUUCCCUCCGGAAGCACAUGAAGCUCCACUGCAAGGUAUACAGCGCGAAAAGCAGCGAUGGGGACGGGGAACACCUUGCUGUGGCCAGGUCACCCGAAGUAACAGAUCAAUCCGAAACCGCCUUGUCCACCACGGUGACACAACCUCAGCCCCCCACUUCCCAAGAGUCCUUAUCCCCUGAGCUUCAAAACGAGUCCACUCUGAGGUCACGUUUCCACCACACAUUUGACAACAGUUUGGACUACUCCUCACAUAGGUCGCAGGGCCUCUUGGAUCCAUUGUUGAUCCAGAGGGGCAGUUACAGACCUGAGCCCACCCAAUACCCAUGCAGUCAGGCAGGCCACAGUUUCGCCCAGAGCUCCAGGACAUUUUCCACUGCCUCACCCUUUCAGAAAAGUAUUGUCAAUGGGUGGUAUACGUGCCACAGUGGCGUGGACGCUUUCUCACCAAAGCAGUGUAACAACGACAUAUCAUCCAUUUGA